GUUGGGUUUCUGGGCGGUAUCAUGACAUCAGAUUUGACGGUAUCUGGUGCGAUUGAAUAAUUAUAAGAGCUAGGUUGACGCAUGGUUACUGACCUGUUUAUUGUUUUUGACCGAAGAUAUUGUUCUUUCGAGGCACUUUACAAGUGGCUUUGUUUAAGCUACAUUUUAAUUCUCACCUUCCCGUACUUAGUGGGUUCCGCGCAAUAUAUCCAUUAUAUUCCACCCUCAGAAAUGGCUUUGAAGACUCUAAGCGCCAAGAGCGCCGCUGCUCUCGAUCAAGACCUGAUGACUGUCGGUGCCUUUUCCAUCGAUCAGCUGAUGGAACUGGCAGGCUUGUCAGUAUCACAAGCUGUCUACCGUCUUCAUCCUCCGAGCAGAGGUCGCCGCAUCUUGGUUGCAUGCGGCCCUGGUAACAAUGGCGGAGAUGGCUUGGUCGCAGCCCGGCAUCUUUGGCACUAUGGCUAUAAACCGACAAUAUAUUAUCCCAAGCAAAGCAAGAACGACCUGUAUCAGCGUCUAUCUACUCAGUUGAAAGCCCUAAACAUUCCCUUUGUAGAUGACUUCCACUCUGCUAUUGAAGAGACAGAUCAUGUGGUCGAUGCGAUCUUUGGGUUCAGUUUUACUGGCGAAGUGAGAGACCCAUUCGGUCCUGUUAUAGAGGCUUUGGCAAAGUCCAGGGUAGAAGUAACUUCUGUUGAUGCCCCAUCCUCAUGGAACAUUGAAUCAGGUCCUCCAAGUUCGGGACCAGGAAAGGAUUUUAAUCCUACCUCACUUGUCAGUUUAACGGCUCCAAAGCCGCUGACGAAGUGGUUCAAGGGAAGGCAUUUCUUGGGAGGCAGAUUCGUCAGCCCAGGUAUUGCGAAGAAAUAUGACCUGUCAAUUCCAGAGUAUCCUGGGAUUGAUCAGGUUGUGGAGCUUGACAAUCCCAACGGAAAGCUAUGAGGGAAAAUUAUGCGAAUU
Pseudogymnoascus verrucosus is the source of this 960-nucleotide messenger RNA. RefSeq lists its product as uncharacterized. The coding region runs from base 82 to 942 and encodes 286 amino acids. NCBI's taxonomy places the organism in Eukaryota, Fungi, Ascomycota, Leotiomycetes, Thelebolales, Thelebolaceae. The transcript has 7 exons. Gene Ontology annotation, cellular component: mitochondrion. Gene Ontology annotation, molecular function: NAD(P)HX epimerase activity. The record is from RefSeq and is a predicted model, not a curated record.